AAGAGCUACUUCAGUCAGCCUCUUGGACACUAAACUACGCAAGCCUCUGCAGUGAGAGUAGCGCCACGUGAAUUCUUCGCUUUCAUUUUCAACGAAAACGGUGCAAUGAUGUUUCCAAGUGUUAUUGCACCUGCGAUGUAUCCGCACUUUCUGCGGCCCUCGGCGGCGCUUUCCUUCCCUCCGUCUUUACAGACGGCGUUUGCUACGCACUCUAGUUUCCUCGUGGAGGACCUGUUGCGGAUCAGCAGACCAGCAAACUUAAUGCACAGGAACAUCCCAUCUCCAAGUGCAUCUCCUCCGGCCACGGGAGCCACAACUCUGAAUAACUCCUCUGCAGUCCACGAUGUCAUGACUACAUCAUUGUCAAAAAGAUCAAGCUCACCACAAACAUCGAUUUCCAACAACGAUCCAAAUUACUUGAAAUUUGGUGUCAACGCGAUUCUUGCGUCAACAACGCGAAACGCUUCACCACCACCUUCAGUGCAAGGGAUGCACGCGAAAACAUUUCCUUUCCCAUGUUUUGAUGGCUCAUUCCACCCAUUCAUCAGAGCAACAUAUUUCCCAGCAUCGUCUUCAGCAGUCCCUAUUCCCGGAACUUUCGCUUGGCCUCUCACAACUCGAGGGAAGCCGAGGAGAGGAAUGCUCCGACGGGCCGUAUUCUCAGACGUGCAGCGCAAAGCUCUGGAAAAGAUGUUCCAGAAACAAAAAUACAUCAGCAAACCAGACAGAAAGAAACUGGCGACAAAACUUGGCCUCAAAGACUCUCAGGUAAAAAUAUGGUUCCAAAACCGAAGAAUGAAAUGGCGUAAUUCAAAAGAAAGAGAGCUUCUGUCAUCUGGAGGUUGCCGGGAACAAACUUUACCUACGAAAAUGAACCCUAACCCCGAUUUAAGCGACGUUGGAAAACAGUUUGAAAAUGACGUUGCUCUAAUAGAAAGCCCGCGCGCGCCUUUCUGCCAGUCUCGCGAGCUCAUCCAUGACGCAGAUUUACAUUUCACGCCAUCUUCCAACUCCAGCAAGCACUCGGACUUUUCAGAAUCAGAGGACGAAGAAAUAACCGUGUCAUAAUCACACUUAACUUAAAAAAAGAAAUGUUUUUGUUUGUACUUUGGUUCACACAACGGUAGAUGUGUAGGCCUACUUCAACUUGUGAACUUAACUGAUAGGGAACAUUACAGUUGAAAACGUUUCAUUUUGACCUAACUGCUGCGUUUUGGCAGCUUGUAUAAAUUGUUUUGUAUGAAUAUUUUGUAUGAAUUUUUAUACCAAGGUUAUUAUACUCUUUCUUGAUGAUUUUGGAUUCUCUUGUCUAUAAUCUAAAAU
Xyrauchen texanus (razorback sucker) is the source of this 1323-nucleotide messenger RNA. It is a transcript of the gene dbx1b, whose product is annotated as developing brain homeobox 1b. Gene Ontology annotation, molecular function: DNA-binding transcription factor activity, RNA polymerase II-specific; DNA binding. The coding region runs from base 106 to 1068 and encodes 320 amino acids. Gene Ontology annotation, biological process: regulation of transcription by RNA polymerase II; cell differentiation in spinal cord. The record is from RefSeq and is a predicted model, not a curated record. NCBI's taxonomy places the organism in Eukaryota, Metazoa, Chordata, Actinopteri, Cypriniformes, Catostomidae. The transcript is spliced from 4 exons.